Messenger RNA from Micropterus salmoides (largemouth bass), 2771 nucleotides. Its product is annotated as hyaluronan and proteoglycan link protein 1-like. Bases 199 to 1212 code for a protein of 337 amino acids. The transcript is spliced from 4 exons. Gene Ontology annotation, molecular function: hyaluronic acid binding. The record is from RefSeq and is a predicted model, not a curated record. Gene Ontology annotation, biological process: cell adhesion. NCBI's taxonomy places the organism in Eukaryota, Metazoa, Chordata, Actinopteri, Centrarchiformes, Centrarchidae.
CCAGUAGCACCACAGGCGGCUGCUGCACAAAGACAGACAGCGAGAGGGACAGCUAGAUGAAUAAAAAUUAAAAGAGAAGAAAAACUGCUCAAGCUAUCAUUUGGCUCUCCUAAAAUAUUUUAAUAAUUAUUUUCUUUUCUAUUGUUAUAUUUAUAUUUUUAUUGAAGAGGGCCCUUUCUGUGGAAAAAAAAAGAGAAAAUGACGAGUCUGCUGUGCAUCACAAUACUCUCCCUGACCCUGGCUGGCAGUGCAUACAGUCAGUUGACUCUCCCACAACUAACAGUUACAGUUUAUGCUGACGUGGGUACCAACGUCACCCUGCCCUGCCGACUCCAGUCCAGGGACACCAUGUCAUUUGGUAGAAUGCGAGUCAAAUGGACCAAGGUGGCAGAUGAUGAAGCUCUGAAUGAGGAUGUGCUGCUUUCAAUGGGAUUGCACAAGAAGAUCUAUGGAAACUCAGAGGGCCGUGUCUUUUUGCAGGAACUCGACAGUGAAGAUGCCUCCUUAGUAAUAACUCAGGUCUCCAUGGAUGAUAGCGGAAAAUACCGCUGUGAGAUCAUCAAAGGGGUAGAAGACAGCACACAAGAGAUUAUCUUGGAAGUGCAAGGUGGCCUUACUGACGGUGUUGUGUUCCCAUACCACCCCCACCUGGGCCGCUACAACCUGAACUUCCACGAUGCUGUGCAGGCCUGUAUUGGCCAGAAUGCUGCGGUCGCCUCCUUUGAUCAGUUGCUUGAGGCCUGGAAGGGUGGCCUGGACUGGUGUAAUGCUGGCUGGCUGAAUGAUGGCACAGUGCAAUACCCCAUCACCAAACCCAGAGCGCCUUGCGGUGGCUCCAACAACGGGCCUGGCGUCAGAAACUAUGGUCACCGUGACAAAAAGAGCCGCUAUGAUGUUUUCUGCUAUACUUCUUCUUUAGAGGGACAAUUCUAUUGGCUGGUCCAACCCGACAGGCUGACCUUUGACGAGGCUGUGGAGGCUUGCAUAGACGAUGGUGCAGAGAUCGCCAAGGUGGGCCACAUGUACGCUGCUUGGAAGCUUGAGGGUUACGAUCGCUGCGAUGCUGGCUGGUUGGCUGAUGGAAGUGUCCGUUACCCCAUCUCCAGGCCCCGCAAGAACUGCAGCCCCACAGAAGCUGCGGUGCGCUUUCUUGGAUUCCCAGACAAAGGUCAAAAGUCUUAUGGUGUCUAUUGUUACAAGGCUGCGAAGUGAGUGGGCAAAAUAAGAGUGGGUCAUAACCACCAAAGAGCAGCCAACAACCACAUCUAAUAAAAUCAACAGUAAGUCAGAAAGAAUUUGGAUCAUAACCAGCAUGAACUCAGUACCUUUCUGAAACUGUGAUAACACUUUUUAACUCCUAAAAACAAAUACAGUCUAUCUUACAUCCAUAUGCAAUGAAUGACAAAAUAUUUUGUAGCCAUUACGUUUUGUUUUUCUCUCACUGUACAUUCAUUCAUUUUACACAGCUUGUUGGGGAAAAGGGAACAUUGUUAAAUGUAUGAGUAAUGCAUCAGAGACAAGAACUUGAUGAAUGUGAAGCAUCAUCUUGUUGGCAAGCUUGGUUUGUCCUCGAAUGAUUAGAUGUGUGAAGGUAAAGAUUUAGAGCAUUGAUGCUCAUGUGCAGAUGAUAUUUGCUGCUUUAAAAUACAUAACAAGUAAAUGUGAUAUUUUAUACAUUUAUUAAGAGUCAAAUCAAUAAAAGUCCUUGAGCUAUUUUUUCACCUCUUAAACUCUAGAAAAGUUUUUCAACCAGAGAAAGUCAAAUAUACUGUUUAACAAAAAAACAAUAAAAUGAAUGUAAAUGUCUUGAUGGACUGUGACAACUAUUCUGCAUUGAUAGCUCCAAUUAGAACUUCCACUUCCACUUCCAAUUACAAUUUGAAAGACAUUUGACUAUUGUAACCUCAUACAGUAUUUUUUUUUAGGUUAACAAAAUGGGUUUUUUCAAACUUUUAAAUGCUGUUUGUCACUAUUUUUUACGUGUCAAUAAUGCUCUUUUUAAUGAAAAAAGUAUAGUUUCUGUCACUUGUAGAUUUUUUUUUGUGUGCAGUUUUCAGACAACUUGGAUCAGGCACAUACAAAACAGCAAGAUUUCAGCCGAAUAGUAAAUGCAAAGAACUACAGAUCUUCCCUGUUGGCCAAAUCAACCCUGACUGUCUAACAGUUUUAGCAUUUCACCAAAAUAGACAAGAAAUUUAAUAUUACAGUAGUUAGAAGUACAACUAACAAAUGUAUGGGCUGCUGACUUCUGAGUUUCGCUAAUUCAUACUGAGGUCAUGAGUGGUGUAUGGGACAUUUCCAUUAAUACUCUUACCUGGGGUAAUACUGAUGAUCAGCUACACUAAACAAGGAUUUGUUCAUAGUCAUGCUGUAGUGAUUGGAUCUGAAUAUCUAAAGAAUCAAAACCAACAAAAAAUCUUAAUAUUUUCCUGCAACAGUGGGCAUUUGGACAUACAGAGCUGGUAAUCUAAAUGUGCGCCACAACCAGAGAUAGCCCCCUUUUUAGGAUUCAAUUACAAAAUUAAUUUGAUAUUUUGUGUUUUGCUUUUUGUUACAUUAUCCCUUCCUACUUGUUCUAACCCUGGACACUGACAUAUGGUACUUACUACAAGUUAUAUGUGGUAAUAUGGCAUUGUUUGUUCAAGCAAAACUUAAAAAUGUCUGUCCUGCAUGUGCAUUUGUACACACUGACACAGGUAUUUUUGUAUCUUAUUGCCAUGUACCUUUUUCAACAAAGCAGUUUGAAAUAAAGAAUACAAGUUUUAAAUACA